Molecule: messenger RNA, 5926 nt
Organism: Bemisia tabaci
Lineage: Eukaryota; Metazoa; Arthropoda; Insecta; Hemiptera; Aleyrodidae
Source: RefSeq, a predicted model, not a curated record
CUUAUCACAUGUUUUGCUUUUAACGGUGUUUAUUUCCGCUAAUUUUCAGCUAUCAACUCACAGUUUUUGCCCGGAUCCUCUUCUAAGAAAGUCUCUGUGUCAUAGAUUUGUACUCUAAUAUUAUGGGCAAGAAGUAAUCAAGUUGUAGUGAAUCGAGUUUGUUCCGUUGUUGAUUGAGUCUCAGCCAACUUGCACUGUCAGCUAUUUUAUGAGGUAGUCAAAAUGCCAAAGAAGUCAAUACCAAGCGAGCCAAGACCACUUGGAGAUUUGCGGACUAAGAUUUGGAUGAGUCUGAAGGAAUUAGAAACACCAAGUGCAUUUGCCUACAGUGCCAGCAGCUCCUCUCUGCCCAAUCCAUGCCUGUGUCUCAAGCGUAGCGGUGUUGUAGGACUACCACUUUCUGCUGGUGAGGCUCAAAAAAUAAUUUCUCAGGCUAGCCAAUCCCCAUUUGGCAAAGGAGAAGAUACCAUUGUUGAUACUAGCAUCCGCAAAAGCUGGGAACUCAACCCGAACCAAUUUACGCUUCAAAAUCCAGAGUGGAAAAAAGCAAUUAAAUCGAUCUUAGAUGAUGUCACUGUAGGAUUAGGUAUCAAAAAAGGAUCAGGGAGGGUCUCAGCUAAAAUCCACAAACUUCUUUUGUAUGAGCCUGGAGCUUUUUUCAAGCCACACACAGACAGUGAAAAGAUGCCUGGCAUGUUUGGAACGCUCGUCAUCUGCCUACCUUCUCCGCAUGAGGGUGGGAAGGUAAUACUGACACACGGAGAUGAUAAGUAUGAGUUUGAAACAGCCAAGUCUUCGAAUAUCAGUAUAAGCUAUGCAGCAUGGUAUGCAGACAUUACUCACGAAGUCACUCCGGUAACCUCGGGGUACCGUCUCAUGCUGACGUACAAUCUAAGUCGCCAAAGUGGUUUUGAGGUACCAUCAUAUGAGUUAAUCUGUGGGCGCAUGCAAGCACUUUCGAAGCUCCUCGAAGAGUAUGAGUCACGCCUUGAGGGAGGAGAUAACACCUUACCGCCCCUCUUGGUGCAUAGAUUUAAGCAUAAAUACACAGAGGCUAAUUUUCAACUUGAGUCUCUCAAACCACAAGAUCUUGCACAAGUUCAAACACUUACCCAGCUAUCAACCAAACUUGGGUUCGAUAUUUAUCUUGCAACUUUAGAACUCAAAAUUGAGUUCGACAAAGAAAAUCCCGGCUAUUAUGAGCGCAAGCACAGAUUUAAAAAAAUAAUUAACAUGGAUAGCAAGCUUAUUGCAGAGAAAUUCGCUUAUCCAAAGGGUGGAUUGAUUGACCCGACACCCCAGGAUGCUGCUAAAGCGGAUGAUAAGUAUACUACCGGCCACACAGGGAACGAAGGCUGUCUAGUCAUUAAUUGGUAUAGAGAUGCAGUUGCAAUCCUUGUACCGCCUUCAAAACAAGCACACUUUGUGUUUGAAUUUGGUUUUGAAGGAAAAGUUAUUGAACCACUGUUCUGCAAACUCAUGCAAGAAUUCUCGAAGGAUCCAAAUAAACAACCAAAGUUGGUACAACUUUGUGAGCUUGCGUUGAAACAAAAACCCAAAGAACGCUACUACGGCUAUGACUUAUCUAAGGAGCCCAUUCCACCCUAUUUCCAACAAGCAGCCGCGGCCGUUUUAGAUUUAGGUCGCAUUGAUCUCUUUGAUGUAGCAUGUAAAUCGAGAGGUGAUAAAGUGAUGCUUGACAAUGCUCGUGCGUUGGGUCGCUGGGCUGCAAAGGAAGGUGUUGCUGCCAUGCGUGAUCGACUGACAAAAGGCGUGCAAGCAGCUUCCUCUAUUGCUGAAAAGUUGGCAUUUUUGGAAUCGAUUGCUGAAGGCUUUGUAACAGCUUUGCAAGAAUCUAGUUCUGCUGAAGAUACAAUGACUGAAGAAUAUAAGCUUCUGAGGGAAUCUAGCUUAAAGCAAUGGUCCGAUGAAGUAAUUUUCACAGCUAUCGCUGAACUGAAGACUGUUACGAAAGCAGAUGCAGCGUCCAUGGCACAAGUGUGUAAAACUGUGGACUGGAAUCUGUUUGUGUCAAAAGUAACACCAGUCAUUUUAAAUGCAGCUACGAUGCUCAAGAUAUCAUUCAUCAAUGAGUUAAUGGCAAACCUACAGCAGGAACGCAAUAAAGAACAACAAUCAUUUAUUGAAAUGAUCAUUCACAAAAUUUGGAAUGCAUUUGUCUUUAAUCUGAAGCAAGAAGGGUCAGCUUCAUUUGCUAGUCGUGAGCAGAAAGCAGAAGAUCUAAAUGCAAAUGACCUGCGUAGCAUUGUUGAGAAUACCCUAGAAAUUUUAUCUCCCAAAUCUCUCGAGACAAUUGUCAUUCCUGCUAUGCUUAGUGCUGUCCCCAAUGCUUCAAAAGAGUGCUCAAAGGAUGUCUUUAUCCCCUUCAUAGGAAUGAUAAUAAAAAAUGAAGUAGGAUGCUUCAGGUUACCAGCUAAUGAUGAGACUCCUCCAAUGUUGCACAAAAGUCUCGUUCAGUCUUUUCUCUUGAAAUAUCUGAAGGAAAAUGUCGGCUUGGAACCUGAAGCUCCUGUAAAUUGGUCUCUUCCUCCUGUUGAAAGGGGCUGGUAUGGACCUUGCAGAUGUGGGGACUGCAGAAAAGUCAACCAAUUCUUACAAGAUCCAGUACAAAAAGUUCUUGAUAUUCCAUGCGGAAAGGAUCGGCGCCGGCAUCUUUAUGAAGCGUUUGAAGACUGCAUGUGGCACAACUAUGAAUGUGAAACGAUUCGGAAUAGUAAUCCAUGUGUCUGGCGAAUCACAAAGAAUCAGUGUAUAUACGAAAGAAACAAAGCUAAAUGGUCUGAAAAUACCGAAGCUGCUGUGCAAACUCUGUCUGAUUUGAAAAAGGAGGAGCCAGUUAAUGGUAGACUGGAGUCAUAUUUGCAGCCUCAUUACAGUAGUUUCAUGAACGCCAAUCUUAAAGAGCUCCCAGACUUGGAAUCCUUCGUUGCAACCUCACAAUCAUCGCAGACCAAUAAAAACGUGACUCCUGCUCACAAUGUAUCUGCUCCGCCCAAUCAAACUGUUCAGAUCGUUCAGAAGAGAGGAACAGCUUCUUUGCGUGUAACUCCACAGUCAUCGCAGACCAAUAUAAAUGUAACUCCUGCUCAGAAUGUAUCUGCGUUGCCCAAUCAAACUGUUCAGAAAAAAGCAGCGACAUUUUUGGGUGCAACUCCACAGUCAUUGCAGACCAGCAAAACUGUAGCUCCUGCUCAUAGUGCAGCUGCACUAACCAAUCAAACUGUUCAGAUCGUUCAGAAAAGAGGAACGACAUUUUUGGAUGCGACUUCAAAGUCAUUGCAGACCAAUAAAAAUGUAGUUCCUGCUCACAAUGUAUCUGUGAUGCCCAAUCUAACUGAGAAAAGAGGAGGAUUUUUGGGUGCAACUCCAAUUUCAUGGCAGAUGAAUAAAAAUGUAGCUCUUGCUCACAAUGUAUCUAUGUUGCCCAAUCAAACGGUUCAGAAAAGAGGAGGAUUUUUGGGUGCAAUUUCACAGUCAUUUCAGACCAACAAAAAUCUAGCUUCUGCUCCUAAUGCACCUGCAAUAACCAAUCAAACUAUUCAGAAAAAAGGAACAACAUUUAUGGGCGCAACUGCAAAGUCAUUGCAGACCAACAAAACUGUAGUUCCUGCUUACAAUGUAUCUGCGCAGCCCAAUCGAACUGUUCUGAUUGUUCAGAAAAAAGGAACGAAAUUUUUGAGCGCAACUUCAGAGUCAUUGCAGAACAACAAAACUGUAGUUCCUGCUCACAAUGUAUCUGCUCUGCCCAAUCAAACUGUUCAAAUUGUUCAGAAGAAAGAAGCAGCUUCUUUGAGUGCAACUCCACAGUCAUCGCAGACCACUAUAAAUGUAGCUCCUGCGCACAAUGUAUCUGUGCAGCCUAAUCAAACUGUUCAGAUUGUUCAGAAGAAAGGAACAACAUUUCUGGGCGCAACUUCAAAGUCAUCGCAGACCAAUAAAACUGUAGUUCCUGCUCACAAUGUAUCUGCGCAGCCCAAUCAAACUGUUCAAAUCGUCCAGAAGAAAGGAAUGGCAACUUUGCUUGCAACUUCAGUGUCAUCACAGACCAAUAAAAAUGCAGCUCCUGCUCACAAUUUAUCUGCUCUGCCCAAUCAGAAUGUCCAGAUUUUUCAGAAAAGCGGAGUGGGAUCUUUAGUUGCAGUUCCGCAGUUAUCACAUACCAAUGAAAAUGUAGCCGCUGCUCACGAUGGAUCUGUGCCGCUCAAUCAAACUAUUCAGAUUGUUCAAAACAGUGAAGCAAACCAGAGCAAUGUUGCACAGGUUCAGAAUUUAAUUUUAUUGCCUAAUCAGGCUGUUCAGAUUGGCCCGAACAUAUUUUUACUGCCUAAUCAGAAUGUCCAGGUUGGUCAGAAAAGAGGAGCAAGCCAGGUUGUCAUUUUACCAGCUAAACGAAAAAGUUAAUCUUGAUUGCUUACGAGAAAGAGGUCAAAAAUGGAUUUUUUCUUUAAACUGACCCUUAAGGAUAACUGAAGCCAGCACUUUUUUAAGUUUUCCUUGCUGAUAAUUUUUCAAUUAAUAAGUUCUCAUUGACAAUGUCUGUUUCCGACCGAUAAAAACAUUAAGCUAAGAUAGUCAUGCAUUUCAGUGAUACAAAGUCACUUUUUAGUAUCUUUAUUUUGAAAGGCUAAGGAGAAAUUUUAUCUGCCGUGGCCUUUAAAUUCUAGGUUGAUGCUUACCCUCUAGAAUGUAAGGAAUCUGUCCAUUAUAUAUGACUUAAAUAUUUGCUCAUUUUAUUUUUUAUUAAUAUUGUUUAAUUUUUGUUAGUUUCUUUGAAAUUACCUUGUAAAUUAAAGUGCUUUUUUUUGUGCAGCCGAUGAUGUCAAGGGCCUCACACAAUUUUGAUCCUUUUUCAAAACUCAAAUUAUGAGUAAAAUGUGUUUAAUGACUGCAUUCAUUACUUGUGAAUAUUCCAAUUUUGUGUUCCUUUUGCGCAGCGUGAUUACAUCCUCAAUUUUGUCACUCAUCCAAUUUUAGUUUUUGACACAGUAACUUCUAAAAAGUUUUAUUUUCAUAACUUCCUCCAAAUGAGUAAAAUUUACUUGAGUCUCCCAAGUUCUUGUGAUCUUUAUAUAACUUGACAUUUUCUCACUUGUAUUUUAAUUUUUUCUACAAUUUUAAGUUCAAAAUCACCUGUUAUUGUGUUUUUGGAAAAAAGUAUUCUCAUUUUUCAAAAUAACCAAUUGAAGAACAAACCUAGAACUUUUUAAACUUGUACCUCAAAAUACAAGUCAUUCCAUAAGCUCUUUAAUGUUUAAAUGAACAUUAUAUGUACCCAUUUCGGAAGUUUCUCUCAAGUCCGCAAAGUGUGGAGUAUUUUCGUUUGCUGAACGGUAAUCUCAAUUUUUUUGAUAAAACCACUUUUUUUCAAUUUUCACUUUUUUUGGAGCUUCUGUAAUUUUUGCUCUUAUUUCUGUAAAUUUUUAAAUUUCCUUACUUCAGUGGGUACAGAAGUAAAGAUGAUAUGAGAUUACAACUACAAUUGUUCAACACUUUCAGGAUUUAAUUUCCUUCAUAAUGUCAAAUGAAAGUAGAUUUGAUGCAGAAUGUUUAAUUUUAAUUAUUAUGUUAUGUUUUUUUUCGUACCCUUCACAAGUGCCUCAUUAGUUUUUAAGUUACUUUUUGAUACCUGAUAUUUAUUACAUUAAUGCACAUAACAUAUUUUCAAAAAGUUUGCCCAGAAUCGUAAUGAUGAGAAAUGGUUACCAUUCCUCAUUAUUUCUGCUUACAUACUCCUUUAAUUAGAUAAGUUUACUUUUGGAGUAAUUAUAAUAUUGAUCUCUGGUUGAGUAACUGUGUUAAUGUUUCGUUCAAUAUUUUAUUUUUAUAUUAUUUUAGUUUUAAUCUCUCUAUGAAAGAUGCAUGUUACCUAUCCGGAAUUAAACUUACCCUCAUGUUCUGUUCUAAA